Messenger RNA from Panonychus citri (citrus red mite), 1287 nucleotides. RefSeq names its product 39S ribosomal protein L3, mitochondrial-like. Gene Ontology annotation, biological process: translation. NCBI's taxonomy places the organism in Eukaryota, Metazoa, Arthropoda, Arachnida, Trombidiformes, Tetranychidae. The record is from RefSeq and is a predicted model, not a curated record. The transcript is spliced from 3 exons. Gene Ontology annotation, molecular function: structural constituent of ribosome. Gene Ontology annotation, cellular component: mitochondrial large ribosomal subunit; ribosome. Bases 109 to 1179 code for a protein of 356 amino acids.
UUUUUUGAAUGUUUUCAUUUUUCAAUUUCAAGAAUUGGUUAAUUUAAUUGUUUCCUUAUGUUGAUUAAUUGUUUUUAGUUUAUUUGAUUUAGUUUUUUCUCUUGUGUCAUGUCGGUUUUUUAUCGAAAUUUAUAUGCCAAGCGUCGUGCUACUCAUCCAUUUCGAUGGUGGGUCAAAAAGAGAGCCGAUGAUUUUAAGCCUGAGUUGACAAAAGAGAAUCAAAAAUUCAUUGAUGAUUAUUAUCAAUCGAGUUAUGGUUCACCUUUAAUUGUUCCUGAUUUAUUUAAAGAAGCACAGAAAGAAUGGACUCCAGAGUCAAGAAGAGUCGGUGUUAUCGCUCGAAAAAUUGGAGUUUACCCACUGUGGAUGAAAGAUGGAACCAGAAUAUUAACUACUCUUCUACAGGUUAACGAUAAUCAUGUAAUUAAAUGCUACACAUCGGAACAAUUUAAAGAUCAAGUGAUUCAUCAGGAUAGGUGGAGAUAUCAAGGAUUAGCCUGUGCAAUUAUCGGUGCUGAAAGUGAUCAUAUUAUGAAAUAUUCUGCAGGAUAUGCUGGAUUAUUCAAUGAAGCUGGUUUACCACCAAAGAAGAAGAUAACCAAAGUUCCAAUUACAGAUGAUGCUAUAUUACCACCGGGAACACCCUUGUUAGCAACCCACUUUCGCCCUGGUGAUUAUGUUGAUGUUUGGGGUAAAACAGUUGAUCAUGGUUUCCAAGGGGUCGUGAAAAGGUGGGACUUUGCGGGUGGACAUCCAAUCAAUACAACUAAAUGGAAAAGAAGACCAGGUUCGAUCGGUCAUGGUCGUCGAGCUGGAGGACCUCAUAAGGGUAAAAAGAUGCCCGGUCACAUGGGAAGUGAAAGAAGAACACUCAAUGGUGUUCAGAUUAUGAGAAUUAACACCCGAUGGAAUGUCAUUUAUAUUCGAGGUCCUUCAGUUCCCGGUGAAAUCGGUAAUUGGUGUUACAUAUUCGAUAGCAAAAUACUUGGAAAGAAACUAACGGAGAAAAAUCCUCCACCUUUUCCGACGAAUUUUCUUGAAGGGACAAAAGAUUUACCUGAGAAUUUGUAUCACCCUGAUGUUCAUCCUUUUGAAGAGGAAACAAUUAAAUUCAUCGAGACCGAAGAAGAGAAAAGACAAGCGAGAACGGGAGCCAAAAUUGCUAAAAUUCGUAAAUAGUUUAGGUAGAUUGUUCUAUAAGUUUAGUUCGUUUUUCCAACUUGUAAAUUAAUGUGAACAACCUAAAAUUCAAUAAUAAUUUAAACGUUUAAUCGUAAAAAAGUUGAU